AUGAAGUGGUUGUUCUGGAAUAUUAGAGGUGUAAAUAAAAGGUAUAAACAGAAGGAAGUUAGGGAGUACAUUAGGAGCAAUAAAAUAAACCUAGUUGGUUUGGUAGAAACUAAGGUUAAAGAAACAAAUGCUUACAGAAUUGCUAAUCCGCUGGUUCCUGGAUGGGGUACUCUAACAAACUACAAUGAAGCUAGAAAUGGGAGAGUAUGGAUCUUAUGGGAUACAAAUGUGCUCAAAGUUACUGGUCUUCAGGAUGAUCCUCAACUGAUUCAUUGCAUAGUCAGAAGUAUAAAGGGGGAUGUUACUUGCUACCUCACUGUUGUAUAUGGAUUCAAUGGAAUAGAACAAAGAAGGUCGUUAUGGGGAAAACUACAGUCCUUUUCAACAACUAUCACAGAUGCAUGGUUAGUUGCAGGGGAUUUUAAUGCUAUAUUAUAUCCCAAGGAUAGACAAUCAUGUAAUCCUGUUAGUUAUUCUGAGACUCAAGAGUUUAGCCACUGUAUUCAGCAAGCAGGACUUUCAGAGUUACCUUGGAAAGGAGACUAUUACACCUGGACAAACAAGCAGCCUGGAGCAGAUAGAGUAUGUAGCAGAUUGGAUAGAGUAUUUGGCAACUAUGAAUGGAUGAUGAAGUGGAGCCAUGUGGAAACAGUUUAUGAUCAACCACAAAUCUCUGAUCAUAAUCCUAUGAUACUGACUCUAGCAGCAUCUUCUUGGAAGGGUAAGGUACCUUUUAGAUUCUUUAAUGCAUGGACUGAGCAUGAUGAAUUUCAACAGAUUGUGGCAUCUACCUGGUACUCUACAAAUUACCAUGGUUCUAUGAAAGCAAUAUGGGCAAAACUCAAAGCACUGAAAGGCCCUCUAAAGGCCUUGAAUGUUAAGGAGUUCAAGAGUAUUACUCAGAAGAUAGAGCAUAACAGACAGGAACUGAAGGAAAUUCAAGAACAAAUGGCAAGGGCAUAUUCUGAUGUGUUACUUCAGAAAGAGAAAGAGAUAGUAUUGAAAUUGGAAAGGUGGUCUUUGAUUGAAGAAAGUGUGGUACAGCAGAAAGCAAGAGCAAAGUGGAUUCAACUUGGAGAUUCUAAUACCAAGUACUUCACAGCAGUUAUGAAGGAAAGAACACAAAGGAAACAGAUCACAGAACUUACAAAUGGAAUGGGAGUUAAAGUAAAUGAGCCUGCAGACAUAAAAAGGGAGAUUCUAGGAUUUUACAAGUCACUUAUGGGCUCAACAGCUGCAUCACUACCUGCUAUAAACAGAAUGUAUAUGGCUAAUGGUCCAAUGUUGUCACAAUAA
Messenger RNA from Nicotiana attenuata, 1296 nucleotides. RefSeq lists its product as uncharacterized. NCBI's taxonomy places the organism in Eukaryota, Viridiplantae, Streptophyta, Magnoliopsida, Solanales, Solanaceae. Gene Ontology annotation, molecular function: catalytic activity. The record is from RefSeq and is a predicted model, not a curated record. The transcript has a single exon. Bases 1 to 1296 code for a protein of 431 amino acids.